AAGGGACGGGGGGGGGGGGAGGCUAAAGAACAAAACAAUGACACUGCUCGGAAGGAUUCAAGCACAGUAAGACUUUAAAGGACUUGUAAAAACGUAAUUGCGCGGAUUUCCCUCCCAGUUUAAAGUCAAACCUUCUUGGGUUAUCAGCGGUCCUAUCACCGGCUAUUUUUUUUUUGUACACAUUCCUCUUCAGUUCAGUUGACAAACAGCAGGCUAGCUGUUUGUUUAGACGGAUGUGGAGCGUUGGCGUUUGCUGCUUCUCUCUGGAGGAAAAGUUCACAAAUAUACCGCAAAUCAACCUAGCUGUAAGCCGAGUUAAGGCUAAAUCCUAAAAAAUUAACUUUAUACGUUAGCUUCCUGGGCUCAGUUUGCUUUGCUAGCUAGCCUGUUAGCAUCAUCAUUUACACAUUUAUUUAUGUCAAGUAAAGCUGCCGUUAUUCGUUUGGUACUGUUUGUUCCCUAAUAUUUAUAUGAUAUUUAAAUAUUGUAUCACUGUUUUUGUUGAGUCAGAAAAAACAAUCUAAAUCGUUCACAAAUAUAUUUGAGGGUGUUUAAAAAAAGACACAACCUAAACGUCAACUUUGUUACACUAGCAAGCCAUCUGUUAGUGUUUAGCAUAUCUGUUAGCAUUACUUUUAGCUGCACAAAUAACAUUAUUUAAAACUGCGAAAUCUUACUUAACAGUUUUUAUCACUUGUUAAAAGAAGCGCAGCUACACCUGCCACCAUGCAACUGUCUUAAGUUUAUUUAUUAAUAUCACAUCAUUUCAGUUCAUUAUUACUUCGUGUGCAUUUCACUUUAACUGUUUGUGGGACUAGCUGGUGCUUCUGUCAAAGCUGUUCCAAUAAGUAAUAAUCCGAAUUUAAGAUCAUCUUCUAAUAAACAAUGAGUGGGCAUGGCUCAUCAUCUGAAAAGGGAGUCAAUUCAAGUUUAACAUGUCAAGAGAAUUAUUCCUGCGGUGGCUCCGAAGAGGCUGCAUUCGAGUGUAAUGACUGCAAAACCCUUCAGUGUGUCAGGUGUGAGGUGGAGCUCCACCAUCAGGAGCACCUGAGGAACCAUGAUCGGGUCCCAGUUGGUCCUGGGCAUGUUCCCUACUGUGACAACUGCAAAGGUGGGAGUGGGGAUAGCAGCAAGCGCCACAGGUCUGUGGUUCGCUGCCAGAAUUGUAAGGUGAAUCUGUGUCUCGACUGUCAGAAACGUACCCACAGUGGGAGUAGCAAGAAAAAACACCAGCUCAUAUCUUAUCUUCCACCACCCAAACCCGCUGAAGUGAAUUCUACCAAGAUGGCUGUCCAGAACGCAGAUGCGCCUGAGUCAUCUGAGAGAGCUAGGCUCCUGGAGAAGGUGUCGAGCUUUCUCCUUGUUGAUGAGAAUGAAGAAAUGCAGAUAAAAGAUGAAGCCUUGUUCAUGAGGUCCCUUGGCUGCAGCCCCAGCCAGCUGCUGAAGGUGGUGUCCAUCUUUGGUAACACAGGGGAGGGCAAAUCCCACACCCUGAACCACACCUUCUUCAUGGGCAGAGAAGUCUUUAAAACCUCCCCCACACAGGAGUCCUGCACAGUGGGUGUAUGGGCAGCAUUUGACCCCUUACAUAGGAUUGUGGUCAUCGAUACAGAGGGGCUGCUUGGCAACAGUUCCAAACAGGGUCAGAGAACUCGGCUGUUACUCAAGGUGCUUGCCGUCUCGGACCUCAUCAUUUACCGCACUCACGCUGACCGCCUCCAUGAUGACCUUUUCAAGUUUCUUGGUGAUGCCUCUGAUGCUUAUCUAAAGCAUUUCACCAAGGAGCUAAAAGCCACGACGGCCCGAUGUGGUCUGGAUGUCCCUCUGUCCACGCUUGGUCCUGCAGUGGUCAUCUUCCAUGAAACUGUCCACACCAAGCUCCUGGGUUCAGAUAAAUCUACGGAGUCUCUGGAUCGGUUGCUGUUGGAGCGCUUUAGGAAGCUUUCUCGCUUUCCGGAAGCCUUCAGCUCCAUCCAGUAUUGGGGCACACAGACUCUCAAUCCCCCUACCGAUUUCCGGGGCUUGCAGAAUAAACUGGAGCAGCUCCUGGAUAACAAUGCCACCCGCUCCCCUCGUUCCCCAGGCGUCAUCUUCAAAGCCCUGCAGGCAUUGAGUGAGCGCUUUAAUGGAGAAAUAGCAGGUGAGAAUGCAGCACACAGCUGCUUCUUUCCUGAUGAGUACUUCACCUGUUCCAGCUUUUGCCUCAGUUGUGGAUCUGGCUGCAAGCAUAGUAUGAACCACUUACAUGAAGGGUCGUACCAUGAGGCGAAGCAACGCUGCCGUUACUCUGCUCAGUAUGAUAAUCGCAUUUACACGUGCAAGGCUUGUUAUGAAGGAGGGAAGGAAGUGAUAGUUGUUCCAAAGACGUCUGCUUCCUCAGACUCCCAAUGGAUGGGCCUUGCCAGAUACGCCUGGUCUGGGUACGUUAUUGAAUGUCCAAACUGUGGAGUGAUCUACCGGAGCCGCCAGUACUGGUAUGGCAACCUGGACCCUGUGGAUACAGUCGUCCGCACUGAGAUCCAGCAUGUUUGGCCUGGGUCUGAUGGCUUUUUAAAGGACAACAGCAAUGCUGCACAGCGACUUCUCGAUGGCGUCAAUCUAGUCGCCCAGUCGGUAUCAGAGCUCAGUGUGAAACCUGCAAAGGCCGUCACCUCUUGGCUGACAGAUCAGAUCGCCCCGGCCUACUGGAAACCCAACUCCCUCAUCAUGAUGUGCCGCAAGUGUAACACAGUCUUCCAGGAUAACGACACCAAGCAUCACUGCCGUGCCUGUGGGGAAGGCUUCUGUGACAGCUGCUCUUCCAAAGCUGCACCCGUCCCCGAGAGAGGCUGGGGUCUUGCCCCUGUCAGGGUCUGUGACGUCUGCUUUGAGCAGAGAGCUUCAUAUGCAGAAAUACUUGCGUCAGAGCUUGAGGAGGAAGAAGGUGGAACUUUGGCCAGAAAGGUCGGAGAGGCUGUGACCAACACCAUAGGAGUCGUGGCGACUGCUAUUGACAUCCCGCUUGGCCUAGUUAAAGACGCAGCCCGUCCUGCCUAUUGGGUGCCUGACCAGGACAUCCUGUCGUGCCACAACUGCCAACGUGAGUUCAAUGCCAAGCUGUCCAAGCACCACUGCCGUGCCUGCGGCCAAGGAGUGUGUGACGAAUGCUCGCCACUGCGUCGACCGGUCCCUUCCCGGGGCUGGGACCACCCUGUACGUGUGUGCACCGGCUGCAACCAGAAGCUCGGGGAACUUUGAUAUGGUUGCUUUUCCUUCUUCUGAGCACCGGAUAACUGUUCACUGAGAUGGCAGUCUGUCACUGCUCUGGUGCAUACCUGCUACUCUAAUGGUUGGUCUUGCAUACUUGGAAAGGAAAACGUAGGGAGUACCUCAGUACUUUAGCAAAUUUGGAUUCAUAGUUCCUGUGGUCUUUCUAGAACACACAGGACAUGGGGUUACUUGACUGAAUGUGAAACCUGAAUUUUAGCUUCAUAUUUUGAUCAUUAUGAACACAAAUCCAGAACUUUUCCGUUAGACAAAGCCGUACAGGUAUUUUUCUAUAAUUAGAAAAAAAAAAAUGCAUCAUUUAAAAGACUGAUUGUAAAAGAUAAUGUUUGGUUGCUGUGGUUAUGACUACAGCACUACUUAUCUCAAUUGCUUGCUGCUGAUGUUGAGUGUGUAAUGAAAGUGUGAUAUCUUGUAUUUGUGCAGGCAUAACUGCAGGUUCUGUUGCAUGCAUGGAUUACAGGAUUUUAGUUUUUGCACUAAGCCUUUUUUCAGCUGUUAUGGGCUGUUACUUAACAGCCAAAGUUAGGUAUCUAGCAGAGGAAGUACGCUGUUCGGACCUGACCUGAAGUCUGCAACUGUAGGUUCAGAUUUUGGGUUUCUGGUGUGCCAAAAAUGUAUUCAGGUCAUUGUGUCUGUGCAAAUGUAAUGUUGAUACUCUUAUCAUGCGAUUCGUGGUUGUAUGAAGUCUCAGAGGUGUGUGAAUCUGACUUGUUGACAAAUAUUUAAGUGUUUAUUAUAUUAAAAAAAAAACAAUGCUUGUAAGCAAAUUGUCUGGCAUUACAGUCUGAGAGAUCAAUGGCCUUUUUACUUGUUCAGGCUGUAGGAUCUCAAUAAACCUCAUUUUCUCUCUUUGCAGGUGGCAUUUUAGAGUUUAGAUAUUAUCAAAUAUUUGCAUUUUGCAUUCAGAUUUUAUUUUUAUGUUUAUUUCAAUAUAUUUACUACCUGCUCAGACAUAUGGAUAAUGGUAUGACAGAGGUGAACAACAUCCGGAUUUCUCUGGAUUUUGCAUUGUUCGGUCACUGAAAUAAACAAUGGUACACUGCCUUGAAAAAGUA
Molecule: messenger RNA, 4322 nt
Organism: Girardinichthys multiradiatus
Lineage: Eukaryota; Metazoa; Chordata; Actinopteri; Cyprinodontiformes; Goodeidae
Product: zinc finger FYVE domain-containing protein 1-like
Exons: 11
Coding region: 886-3237 (783 amino acids)
Molecular function (GO): zinc ion binding
Source: RefSeq, a predicted model, not a curated record